GAUAACUGUCGUAUACUGGCGUUCCGAGCACCUUCCUUCUUCAUUAACAAACGUUUGGUGAACCACACUAUAGGAAAAAAAGAAAGUGUUGAUGAUAUUGAGAUCUGCAAGCGGCAUUGUUACUACGAAGACAACUGCGUGAGUGUCAACUAUCACGUGGACCCAAAAACAUGUGAGCUCAACAAUGCCACUCACCGAUGGCAUGAUAACGAGCUCAAAAAUGAAGAUAAUUACCUCUAUCACGGAGCAGAUGUAAGAUUUUUCUUAAUUCUUAUCAUUGCCAAUCCUCCUCCUCAAAUUUCUCUUGUUCUUGUUCUUCAAUUCUUUCUCUCGAAUUCGUCUUGCUCUUUAGUUCUUCUCGUUCCAGUUUUUGUUCGUGUUUGAGUUCUUCCCUGUUCGUGUUCGUGUUCGCGUUCUUGUUCGUGUUCGUUUUCGUGUUUGUAUUUGUGUUUGUGUUCGUGUUCGCGUUCCUGUUCGUGUCUUUGUCCGUGUUCGAGUUCAUGUUUGUGUUCUUGUUUGCAUGUUCAAGCUUCAGUUCUUCUUGUUGUUCUUUUUCUUUUGCAACAACUCUUAAUCUGUUUAUAAUUUCUUUUAGCUACCAUUUUCUUGCCUGCUUAGCCUUUCUUAGCCCGUUUCUUCACGCUCUUUGCCGCUGGGGGCAUUUCGCGCGGAGGAACAUCUGCGACUCAGCGACAGAAAUUCCAUACUGAUGACGUAAAAUAUAUCCAGAAUCCGGUCAGAAUCCCUGGUUGGUCGACGGAGUAGUUCCAUUGUUUUAGCUAUUGUUUACGAAUGACAGACAAAAGACAAAAGUUGUGAAAGGUUUGAACCCAGGAGUCAUUUCAAAAGUAGGUUGAGUUUGAUCGUCCGGGUGAACGUAGUCCUGAACAGGACAGUUCAGUAACAGUGACUGACGUUUCGACAACCUGUGCGGCAGUCACUGUCAACAACGACAGUCCUGUUCCGGACUACGUUCGCCCGGACGAUCAAACUCAACCUACUUUUGAAAAGACAAAAGGCCACAAAGGUCAAAUGUAAACGCGAUAAAUCUCUAACAAGACAGUCAAUAUUUGUGGAAUAUAGUCUUGUCUAGGACAAUGAUUUGAGUUUUGCUGGAGCUUGUUCGCAGUUGAACACAAAAAGAAAGAGAAGAAACCUAAAAUUGAAUAAAUUUACGUUUGGAACUCCAUGACUACCGAAUUUAUUGAGUAAACAUUGAUUUGCGUCAUCAGUAUGGAAUUUCUGUCGCUGAGUCGCAGACGUUCCUCCGCGCGAAACGUCCCCAGCGGCGAAGACCGAGGAGAAACGGAUGUUUUCGCAGGCUUAACCAUUUUCUAGUAACCAAUUUUAUUUGAGCUCGUAUUUUUUCUAUGAUAACUACCAAAUCAACCAAAAAAACCUUUUUGUUAAGAGUGCCUGUGAUGAAAUCAACUGCGAUAAUGGCAGAAUCUGUCAGUCUGGAUUUACCGUGAAGGGAUAUCGAUGUGUGUGUCCGUCUGGUUUCAAAGGAGAACACUGCGAAAAAGGUAGGAACUCUUCAAUACAUCACGUGUUGUUGUUUUUUUAUUAGCGAAUGUUCUAAAUUUAUAAUAAAUUGAGAGGAAACAAAUGUCAGCCUUCAGAUGAUGCAAGAAAUAUGUCUACAUUGUUUUUUGUUGACAUGAUAAACGAGUGUGUAACAGGAGAGCAUAACUGUGAUACAAAUCAUGCGUAUUGUAACAACACCAAAGGAUCCUUUGCUUGUCUUUGCAAGCCAGGAUAUACUGGAGACGGUCUAACUUGCACAGGUAACAAAACAAAAAUGUUUAGAUAUCAAGAAUCAAACGACGAAUAACAGUCAUAGAGUUGAAUUUAUUUCCGAGAAGAGAAAACUUCUGUUAGAGCGAAAACAUUUGAAUUCGUGGGUAUACUGGAAACGGACUUGCUCAGGUAACAAUAUCAAAAGGCCAAGGUAUCUAAAUCAAACGAAAAUAGACGUGAGCGUCGACUUAAAAUCACUACCAGUAGAGAGUUUACAGUUGAUUUUUUAAGUUUCAUUUGCAGUCAUGAUAAUAUACGAGUCCCAAAUAGGAAAGCAUUAUUAUUGUGACGCAGAUCAUGCAUAUUGCAACAGGCCAAAGGAUACACAGUGUCUUCUUUUUGGAAGACAUUAGCACAUGAAGGAAACGGUCUCUGAGUAACUGUUGCAAAGACAUACAAUAUGCUUAGCUACUCCUCAAUCUUGCUUUGUGUCCUCCCGUCGAUCGAACCUCUGCAAUGGCAGUUUAGCACAAUUUUAGCCACAUUUUCUAAAUGACCAAUGUUGUUGAGGUUGUAACUAGGAAUAUACGAUUUUCUUUAUCAUUUUCAGAUGUUGAUGAGUGCACCCCAGGAUCACAUGACUGCCUUCAGAGUCUCGCGUCUUGCUCAAAUACUCAUGGCUCGCACAAUUGUUAUUGUCAAGAUGGAUAUGUAGGUGACGGGAAGACAUUCUGCAACCCUAAAGGUAGGGAUUAUUGGUGCUUCAAAAGGAGGGGUGAUGGAUUGUAGUUAGUUGAUAGCGCGUCCUGCUUAACGGUUGCUAACAAAGUGCCGUGUUCUCAGCAGACCGACUCUAUUUCAUUAGCUUCAACAAAUCUCCUCACAGGCCAACCACAGAUGUGUUCAGAAUACACGCGAGGAUCAUUUUGGCGAAACUUUUAAUGGACUAAUAACCAGUACAUUGCUUCUUUUGAUUAAUUUGUCACUUACUAAACUUGCAAAAUAAUCAGAAUACCCAUAACUUAAGACCACUUGGCUUGCAUCUUGGUGGAUAGAAUUUAGCGAUUAUCCUUGUCAAUAUGGGAUUUAACAGUUACUUUGAUGAGGCAUGAUCCAAGUGAUCUUGGAUCAUACAUCCUGAUCUUGAUCAACUGAAAGGAACGAACCCUAAAUGAAGAAAAAUGGCGAGAUUACAGCCUCAGGAAAACAUGAGGCUUAAGAAGCGAAAGAAAAAAAUAGAAAAGGGAAAAGGAAUUAGGGGAGAUUUAUGUAAGCAAGUUUCUUUUCACCUUAGCAAUAAAAGUUGAAACAGUUACUAAACUGAAUUUUAAAAUGCUGCACUGAGCUUUUGUACCCAUAGGACACAUGGGAAUUACUAAAUUCUAAAUCUGCCUAUUUAUAAAUACAUCAGGAAAGCACUCAGCGGAUUUGUCCUUCCCUUUAGAAUUCAAUGCAACAUUCACUUGUGACGAUGAAAUGGAAAUUUUUGCUGACGGUCAAAGCCUCGGAAAAGACAGUGAUUGGGAAAAACCCACAACCUACCUUGUACCAGGAAACACUCGAGUUCUGUCAGUAGCCGGGAAAGACCAUGGAGGCAGAUAUCUCGGACUACUCGGCUCCACUAGCAACGGACAGGUAACUAAUGAAACUUGGAAAUGCAGCAGCGUUCUGUCAUCCGGAUGGAAUUCCCCGAAUUUUGAUGACCAGAGCUGGCCUUUGGCAAAAGUGAUUGCAAACCAUGGGGACACUCCUUGGGGUAAACUAAAUGGUAUCGCUAAGUGGAUAUGGGGAGACACCAACAACAAAACUGCUUAUUGCAGACUGACACUACAGUAA
Molecule: messenger RNA, 3576 nt
Organism: Porites evermanni
Lineage: Eukaryota; Metazoa; Cnidaria; Anthozoa; Scleractinia; Poritidae
Source: the annotation of a GenBank genome assembly